AUGCCUUCCUUUAAGCAGAUUCAAUCUGCCCUGCUGGCUGCUUGCCUUUUUUCCGCGAGCCAAGUUCUUGCAUAUGGCACAGAAGUCGAGACGAGAUCUUUGGACCAAAUUUACCAAAGUGCAAAGCAUGAACGCGGCACCUUGAAUGUGUACUUUGGCGGCAGCUCACAAGCGGCUGCGGCUCCAAUGCUGACUGCAUUCCGCAAAAAAUUUCCCGAUGUCGCCAUUAAUAUUACCGCCGAUUUGUCGAAAUAUGCCGACUCCCGCAUUGAUCGGAGCUACAUAGAAGGAAAGCCCUUCAUUGACGUGGCAUUGUUGCAAACGGUACACGACUUCCCCCGAUGGGAUAGGCAGCAACGCCUUUUGCAUUAUAAGCCGCCUAAUUUCAAUGACAUCAACCUGUCUAUCAAACAUAUUGACGGAGCAUAUCUACCUGUCAACUAUAAUCAAUUUGGUCCGUUCUACUACGACUCGACGAUUGUACCCGCAAGUCGGGUGCCCAAGACAUAUGCCGAUAUUCUAGACCCUUACUGGAAAAGCAAACUUGUUCUUACUUAUCCCAACGACGACGAUGGUGUUCUGUAUUUGUUUUCUCUCAUCAUUGAACGGUAUGGCUUCAAGUGGUUGGACUCGCUGUUGAAGCAAGAUGUCAUGUGGGUGCGUGGUGCUGCAGCCGCCACCGGCGCCAUCAUUGACAACCAUUCGGCUGGCAAGGGUUCGAGAGUUUUGACCUUUUCUGCGCUGGGCGGGUUUACACCAUCUACGUCUUUCCUUCAAGUCCGUCAACCUGAUUCACCGGACCAGUUCAUGACCUGGGCUCAACAGGCGGCGAUCUUUGCCUCGACACCUCGCCCAGAGAGUUCAAAGCUGUUUUUGUCUUUCUUGUUGAGCAGUGAAUGGCAGUCAACUCUUUCGGCGUCGGGAGGUCCAUCUGUCCGAAGUUCUCUGACUGGCACAAACAAUGUGUUCAUGGCAAACAAUACUCAACCCAGUGGAUACAUCACUUUCAUGGGCGAUCGGGAGAAUGUCGAAUGGUGGCGAAUGCAGAUGGAAACUUAUAUCGGACUUGCCAAGGGACCUGACCCUGCGUUCGCAUGA
Messenger RNA from Trichoderma aggressivum f. europaeum, 1098 nucleotides. RefSeq lists its product as uncharacterized. Lineage: Eukaryota; Fungi; Ascomycota; Sordariomycetes; Hypocreales; Hypocreaceae. The record is from RefSeq and is a predicted model, not a curated record. Bases 1 to 1098 code for a protein of 365 amino acids. Gene Ontology annotation, molecular function: thiamine binding; thiamine pyrophosphate binding. The transcript is spliced from 3 exons. Gene Ontology annotation, cellular component: outer membrane-bounded periplasmic space. Gene Ontology annotation, biological process: thiamine transport.